GCACCCACUGACGUGGUUUUCGGGGGCAUUGUUAAAGCAGGGGAGAGCAUGUUACUGUUAGUGAACAGCUUGUACAUAUUUUAGACAGCGGUUUUUUGGCUUAAGUGCUGUUAAGGCAUAUAUAACAAAGGCAUUUUACAUAAGACUUUUUGGAAAACGUCAACGUUAUAGGGUGCCUUUUGUUAGAUGUGGCUAGACACUGUCAUAUGACAAAGAAUUUGGCCAGACUGCGCGCUAGCAAAGCUAAGAAAGAGGCACACAAAGGAAAUGCGGUAGAUUUGAAAAUAUUAUCGUUAACUAAAUGGUCGAGGGAGAAACGUUAGCUAUCUCCGACUACUUUGCAACACAAUAACGUCAUAUCUCAAGCUCUGGUGUAACCUGCUGGCAGUAGAGAAUUUUGUUCAAAGGCUAACAGACACAUUUUUCAGCUAGCUAGCUAACGUAAACUUGCGAGAGUUGGCUGACGUUAUGUGAAGAGCUGCCGUAAUGGCGAAAACGUUACUAGAAAAAAGAGUGUCCAUAGACUUUUAUCCUAAACUCAAAGAAGGCAGCUAGCAAACUAGCCUGCAGUACGAGCAUAGACUGUAUAACUAGCUAACGUUAAGUCAAAUGUUCCUUAGCAAAGCUACUCCGCUAACUAGGGUAUUUGCUGCUUGAAGAGGGCAGUUAACGGUUUCUUAUUCAAUGUUUUUAUUUUUAUUUUGUAAUUGUAUUUGAAUUGAAUAUAGUCGACUAGUUACCUUUUUAGAUGCAUUGUGUCUUCAAGCAGUUACGAGAACGUUAGCUAGUGUUUGGAGUAGUAAUAAGUUAGCAUUGACAAAUAGGCUAGCUAAUUAGCUAGCUGAGCUGACGCUGUACUGUUGGAGCUAACGUUUCCCGUGACAAAGUUACGAAGACAAGCAGCACCGCUGCUGACAACACUAAGUUUAGUGACAGAAAGGGGACGAACAGUGGUUAUUUUUCUUGGAGACAACUAUGGCAACCGCAACAGGCGAGGCCCUGUUUUUGUUAAAGGAUGUGAAGCCUGGGUCUAAAAAUUUGAAUAUCGUAUUCAUCGUAUUGGAGAUAGGACGAGUAACGAAAACAAAAGAUGGUCAUGAGGUUCGCUCGUGCAAGGUGGCAGAUAAGAGCGGGAGCAUUGCUAUCUCUGUUUGGGAUGAACUCGGCAGCCUUAUUCAGCCAGGGGACAUCAUCAAGUUGACUAGAGGCUAUGCAUCCAUAUGGAAAGGCUGCCUGACCCUGUACACUGGAAGAGGAGGGGAUCUACAGAAGAUUGGAGAAUUCUGCAUGGUGUAUUCAGAAGUGCCCAACUUUAGUGAACCAAACCCAGAGCUGCAAACCCAAAACAACCAGCAAAACAAGUCUGGUAAACCAGACCAGAAUCAGAGGGGAAACUCUCCGCCCAAUCAGAAUUCAGGUACACCUGCCCCACCAGGUAAUGGUUCCAUGCCACCAUUUGCCAACAACAACAACCCACCACCUGGGGCACCCCGUGACGCUGCGUUUGGGAGCAUUGGGCGACCCAACGGUCGAUCACCUGGCAAUGGAGCACCUCCAGUUACUGCUGCAGCACCCCCAGCAGCCUCCAAGUCUUCAGUUACCAUUAGCAACGGCAGGGACCCAAGGCGGGCCAAAAGAUGAAAUUGGGGAUUUGGGGAUUAUGUGGGAAAACUAUCGACAUCCCCAUUUCCCCCUGGUCCCUUUUUUUCUUUUUUAUAUAAAAACACUUUGGCCCCUUCCCAUCACAGCCUAUAUUGACUUUCAAAAUAAUUAAUUAAAUUAUGGGCUGCUUGCAUAAUUUUCUUU
Molecule: messenger RNA, 1806 nt
Organism: Etheostoma cragini (Arkansas darter)
Lineage: Eukaryota; Metazoa; Chordata; Actinopteri; Perciformes; Percidae
Gene: nabp1a
Product: nucleic acid binding protein 1a
Exons: 6
Coding region: 976-1641 (221 amino acids)
Biological process (GO): double-strand break repair via homologous recombination; response to ionizing radiation; mitotic cell cycle checkpoint signaling
Cellular component (GO): SOSS complex
Molecular function (GO): DNA binding
Source: RefSeq, a predicted model, not a curated record